AUGCCGCCACUGCCACCGUCACCACCACCCAUGCUCCCAAAGCCAAAGCCAAAGGACCCACCAAAACAACAGGGAGUAACUCAGGUUGGAAGCACCGUUCCAGGUACUAUUGCACUUAUCAGUGAUGAUGACAAGUCAAGUGCUAGCAAGGCACGUAGUAUCAAGCGACAGAAAGAGCUUACCAAGAUGUUUUCAUUUGACAUUGUUGACUUCAAAACCAAAUGCAAUGAGGACUACAACACAGCACGAAAAAGCAAGAGAGGAGCUCAAUUGCGUUUGGUUCAUCAAAUGGAUGCCUUCCCCCUUAAGCAGACCCUCGAGAGCAAUGCAACCAUGGAGGAGGGAGCUGGGAUCGAUACAAGCUUCGAGGUCACCAAUGCAACCAUCGAAAGAGUCGACAGCCGAGCUGCUAAAUUCACCAAGAAUGCAUCAGGCACAGGAGGAGAUGUAGAAGAGUUCAUUGACAACCUGAAAGAGGGUUUAGACAAUGCAUCUGAUGAAGCAGAGAAAGAACUGAAUCUCUGGAUAAGCAACCUUGACUCGAUACUCUAUUCGUGUUUAUCUACCUAUGCAAGUGAUAGAAGAACUAUUUAA
Molecule: messenger RNA, 594 nt
Organism: Seminavis robusta
Lineage: Eukaryota; Bacillariophyta; Bacillariophyceae; Naviculales; Naviculaceae
Source: the annotation of a GenBank genome assembly